UCGUGGCCAACACCUUUGUGAUUGUCGUGCUCUCCCUUCUAUUUUGGGCGCUGCUAGUCUACUUCCCCGCUCUGCUGUACCAGAAGGCCAGCCGUCUUUUGUGGUUGUUGACGGGUGAGAACGGUGAGGAAAUGGGAGCUGCCUUGGGUAUCAUCGAUUCACACGUCAACUCGAUGUCUAUGCCUUCGAGCUAAAAGCACUUCGAUUGCGAAUGAGCUAUCAGUUUUGGUUUCGAAGAUCGCAUGACCAUGAUCCUUAUAUUUUUUAUUGCUCUUUUUGCGUGAUAUGCGUCUGCACUUUGCUAUUUUGGUUUGUGGAUAUCAGGAAUCAACAACGAAGGUAAGGGAUCUCUUGACUUUCGUCGCUUGCGCGUCGAAGCUGACAGUUGCGACAGGUUCCCGAGUGCCACCUUCAUCUCAUAUUUGCAAGUUCGAACCGGCGUUUUGGGAACUAUAUGAUAUACAACCGGUAGCGGCGUCUCUGCGCCGACCGAGCUUAAUGAUUGGAACGGAAGACAUCGGAAUUAAUGAGCACGCGUGUCGAGCGUGCAAGACGACAAGCCAGAAGGGGAUGCGACGGAGAGGUUUAGCCCUCAGAUCCGAGGGGGUUGAUCCCUCAAGAUGCGUGUCGACCGUCCACUCUGUGUACAAUAUUGGUGUUUUGUAUGGCUUUUUUUUUGGAGGGGUCGAAAGGUCAAGAGAGAAAUCUCAUGCACAUGGUUUCGCACCCACUAUACGGUGAUGUAAAGGCGACCACCAUGUGGACUAGACCAAGUGGGUAUCGUUAGAUGUCAAGUAAUGCUUAAUGUGAAGUAUGAAUGAACCCCUGUGCGAGUUGAGGGAGGCAUGGUGUGUGCGUGAUUCCUGCUGUUUGCUCGGACUCAACGCACAAACCUCUUGUCUGCUUUGC
This is a messenger RNA of Aspergillus homomorphus CBS 101889, 909 nucleotides long. RefSeq lists its product as uncharacterized. The record is from RefSeq and is a predicted model, not a curated record. NCBI's taxonomy places the organism in Eukaryota, Fungi, Ascomycota, Eurotiomycetes, Eurotiales, Aspergillaceae. Bases 286 to 741 code for a protein of 151 amino acids. The transcript has a single exon.